This is a messenger RNA of Dicentrarchus labrax (European seabass), 3624 nucleotides long. RefSeq lists its product as uncharacterized. Bases 329 to 3178 code for a protein of 949 amino acids. The transcript has 20 exons. The record is from RefSeq and is a predicted model, not a curated record. Lineage: Eukaryota; Metazoa; Chordata; Actinopteri; Moronidae.
CCCAAGGCAGACAGAGCACACCGAGCACCCAGCAGACAGUGCUGCACAGACCAAGAGUAAAGUUUAACAGAGCUACUCAACAACUAAACCACUUCUCCAAGUAAGUACAGAGAAUCUAAUGAAUCUUUACAAUUUUCUCAAUGGACGCUCUUCAAAAUAUCAAACCAGAUUUCCGUUUUAAUCUGUUCCUGCACAAUCCAUUGAUCUAAAUAUGGAAACAUGUCUAUGAGAGAUUUUCCAGGUAUCAGCAUUUUCUUUCAGUAAUGGUCCCUUGAUCCCACCACGUGAACUCUGGUCUCUGUCUGGACCCCUGGGGCUGAAGGCAAUAAUGCUGGAUACAGAGGGCCAGUGGUCCGAGGCGUUAGCCAGCAACAACGUAAGGGCCAUCAUCCGCUGGCUACGGAAGCUUACAGAUGAAGGUGAAGUACACAUGGAGGGAAUCCUACUGACUUUCAGUUGCUGGGUGCAAAGGACAUCAGAGUUUGCUAAAAAGGAGUUGUUAACCCUAUGUUUCAGCCGCUGCCAGGGUCUGUGGAUGUUUUUGGACCGGAGCUCUUUCACCAGAGUGCACAUGCUGCUCCAGAGACUGAGAAACUUGCUCACCUUGGCCCAGUGGGCAAGAAAGCAACUCAGUUCAGCCCACCUUUGGCAUGGUGUGGGUGUCCCAUGCGUGGUGUGCAGGGAUACAUUUUGCUCCUCAGACGUCAGAUGUGGCUGCUGGAACCGAGAGCACAGGGCUCUAAAGCAGCACAUCUGGCUGGGACGGCUGGUUCAGUGGUGGGGCAUCAUGGGGCUUCUGCCCAAGUCCCCUGAGGCUCAGGAAGUGAAGCGUAUCUCUCAGAUGUGGAAGGAAAUGGGUCACAGCCAUCGGAAAGCUUGUCUCGAGACACCUGGAAGAGAGGAGGGAGAAAUGGGAAGAGUCAGGUCUUUGAUACAGGGGAUGGUGACUGAGCUGGACAGACAACAUGGGUGCAUUUGGACUUCUGAAGACCGCAUAGACCCAUGCUAUCCUCCUCCUAAUCUACAGGCCCUGCUGAAGCUUGUGCUGGUGCCUCGUAUCGACAACAUGUCUGUCCAAGCACUUCUCAUGUACUUUGUCCUGGAUAUGGCGAACUUUCUGCAGUGCAAAGACGACCUCCUCAAGUCUUUCUGCCAUGCCUUCACUAUUCCCUCCAACUUUUCCCAACAAAUAAGGGCCUUCUGGAUGAUUGAUCAUGGACACAGCAAGGCCUCCAUGGAGCUAUUACUGAGCCCCAGAGCUGCUCUUCCCUUGCUCUCCUGGCAGCAUCGUUGCAUCAUCCACUGUCUGCUAAUGAGGAAGCAGCCUCAGUUGGCGUUAAGGUACCUCCACUGGACCAGACCUGCAAUAGAGAGCGUUGGGGAUGCCAAGCUCUGUGCGGAUGUGCUAUUUCAAAACAGCUGUGGUUCCGAAGCCUGGGCUCUGCUGAAGAGAGGCCACACAGAAAGCAAUGACUUGGUCAUGUACUUCGACCAGGUUUGUAAAGGAUUUGGUCUGUGUACGGAGGUUUUUAAGUACAUCCCUAAAGGGUUCAAUGAUGAAGGAAAAAGUGUAAAUGGGAUUGAUACUACAACGAUGAACAAAAGAAGGCCACCCUGCCCACUGUCUGCCAAACUGUAUCAGGUUCAGAAAGUCAACACAGUGUCCCCUGAGGAACUGGUCCAACUUGUCAGAAAGGCUGUGAUGGAAGUGAGAAAACCACAUCCCAAGAUAAGUGAGGUGGUGUGGCCAGAGCACACAGAGAAAAAAUCAAACAGCAGAGAGAUGUUUCUGUCAACCCAGGCUCUGCGUCACCUCAUGCCCAGCCCCUCCCCAAUGGACAUGGUAGAAGAAACUGAGCAAACAGCACACACAGAUGAACCAGAAGAAGGACGGCCUAUUCAAAAUCAACCUGAGUCACCAGACCACAUUUCUUCUUCGGAGGAUCUGAGCCCUGAGUCUGUCUCCUCCUUCACCUCAGCCUCCUCUUUGCCUCUGUUGAGACGUGAACGCCCUUAUUUGUAUGAAAGUACCUUGACUCUGCAGAGGAUCUCUUAUCUACUCACUGAUGGAGAGGACCAAAGCAGGGAAGAGGAAGACGAAGAGGAAGACAGCAGAACCCCUUCAUCAGUUGACCACUUCCCAGAUUGCCCUGAGCUGCCAGCGACACUAGAUGGCGCCACAGAACCCAUUUUCCUCAGCAACCUGAACAAAGACACUUUGGUAGAGCUGAUGCUGUCUGCAGAGGAUGGAGAAGAAGAUCUUAACACAGAUGUUUUCUCAAGUGAGGACUUUCUCAGUGUUGAUCCAGUUUCAGGAGCUACCAUGAACAAAACCCUUUCUGUAAAUAAGAGAAUGAAUCUUCCUCAGUUGCUCUACAGCAAUGACGACAGCCAAUCAGUGCUGUAUCUCUUUGAACCCCAGGUGGAGAGUCAAAGCUUCUUCUCACCUGACACUGAUGUCACUGAUAUGUGGAGCUCUGCAGUGUCACUCGACCAGAAAGAAAAAUCUGAUUGCAUCCCUUAUGAGACUUUCAGUUUUAGUGAAGCAGUCACAUCUGACUGUUUCCUGGUGGAAGAACAUCAUCAGGAGCUGCUGACUGCCCCUAACCAGAACCUUCAGUCAGAGGAUCCUGUAGCCACUGACACAGCAGGGAUGGGUCAGCGGGACAUCUCAUUCCUCACCCCCGGGUGCAGCUCUAUCUGCCCUGAACAGCAGAUCUCUGGUCACUCUCUGACCCCCAUCCCAACCUGCAACAUUAAAACCACCUUUGCUCCUUUUGAAACCUCCAAUGAGAGCCCCCUCAAAACCCAAUUAAAGAAGGAUGAACCUUGUGUCCAGAGCACCACAGCCUGGCUGGAUCAUAGCAAAGGGGUCAACUGGUGUAAACAGGACCUGGAAACCCGUAGAGCUGCCAUUGGCCAUCUACCUACUACAGAACCCGGAGCAGCUAUCACACCAGAUUACAAGAAGCCUUCACUUGUACUGAGCCAACCAUAUUCCUACAGUCUGGUCAACUUUAUGGACUUCACUGCAAAGCAAAAAGGAGACAACAGAGGUGGCAAACAGGCAGACAAUGAGGAGCCCGCAGGUUGGAGUAGUUUGGGGAGGGGUUCACAAGGUGCCAUAAGAAGUGGGAGAGCACGAUUAAGGAAAGGAAAACGAGUGAAGAGAGCCUGAGGAUUUAGUACAUCUAUGAAGCACAGGAAUGCGAGUGGAGGACUGAACUAAAUGAGAAAUAUAUUCUCUAAAUCUUUGAACAUGAUGUAUCUUUCUUUUGAUGCAGAAAUACAUUUUGAAUCCAAAUCUGUAUAUUUGAUCUAUUAACUCAAGGCAAUACCAUAAGGAUGAACUCACACCUGAUUAUACAGUAGGCUUGAUGAUCGCCACAUAGACUUUUCACCUUGACAUGAUCUCCCCCUUCUCAUCAAUCAACUGGUCAGAUUGUUCUGAUGCUUGCCACUGCUGCUGCUAUCAGCAGCCUUUCCCACCCAGUGAUAUUGUCCUGCCACACCCUUUUUCUUCCACUGUAAUACCACGUGUCAGAAACACUCACUCAAUAAUGAAUUUCUCAGGAAUUAUUGAUAGACAUAAAUUAUUGAAUAUUUUGCUAAUUAAAACUCCAG